This is a messenger RNA of Physella acuta, 1452 nucleotides long. Its product is annotated as dnaJ homolog subfamily C member 30, mitochondrial. The record is from RefSeq and is a predicted model, not a curated record. NCBI's taxonomy places the organism in Eukaryota, Metazoa, Mollusca, Gastropoda, Physidae.
UUUUUUUUAUUAAAAAUGUAUCAAUAAUAGCUAGAACACUAGUAAACUAAGCUAAUUUAGCAUAUUUUAACUUUCUGUGCAAAGUCAUUAUUACUGAAAAAAAUUCCAAAGUCAGGUCAGCCUGUGGCACCCUCCACUGAACGUGACAGAAGGAAAAAAAAAACUUCACCCGUGACCUUCAUUAAAACAGAAUUUGCUUUUUUAUUUUUUUUAUUUUUGGACCCACUGAGCUAUAAACAGGGAUGAACAAAAUGAAUCAGGUCCUACAGCUGCAACUACUAGGACCAAAAGGUGUUGUUAGUAACAUUUAUAGGCUCUCAUCUACUGCAUCCAAAUCAGCCUUUCACUACUACGACAUUCUUGGCCUCAGACCAUCGGCCACACAAAAUCAGAUAAAGUCAGCGUAUUAUGAGAAGUCUAAAAAGUACCAUCCUGACACUGCACAGUGUGUUCAGGACCACUCUCAGUUCACUGAAAUAAAUGAGGCAUAUGAGGUCCUUGGAAACAUAAGAAAGAGACGCAUGUAUGAUAGAGGGGUCUAUAAUCACGGUCAUAUGAGCAGUGAGAGAAGCUCCCCUGAAACAGAGGAAGAUUACACACAAGCUUUUCGUAAUGCGUCUCAGCAGCAAAAACAUAGGCCCAGACCCCCUACAGGACACACCAAAAUCUACAACUUUGAUGAAUUUUAUCGGCAACAUUACAACGAAAACCGUGAAAGAAAAGCUGAAGAGUUUAAAGCAUACCAGAAUUACAUGGAGAUGAAGUUAAAAGCUGAGCAGGAACAAAAUGAAUUUCCUGUAUCAUCACUGAUUAUUCUGUGCGCAGUGAUACUUUGUUCUUUUGUAAUCUGGUAUAAGGAUGAUAAAGACAUUGUUUAUGUAAAUAGUAAAAACAAAUGACAGUUCUCUGACCUUUAGUGUUAUAAAAUCUAUAUUUAAUCUCUUCUUAUGUACACCAGAUAAUAAUAGACACUAAAGUAGAUCUUUAUGACAAGCUGAUAUCAGGACUAACCUUGAACUGAUUUUAGUUUGCUAUCAAAACCUCAUUAAUUAUCAUUAAUUAUGAGUCCAUUGUCUGAAAUGACUGGUAACAUUUUCAACAAAUGGCGUUAUAGGCCAUCUGCUAUCCAUAAGACAGUAAGACUGUUAACCAACUAUCCACCUUGAACUAAUGAAUCCAGACACAAGUCUGACAACAGUGAACCACUGCCUGUUGCUGAACUACUCCAACUUAUCUUGUGGGGAAUCCUGCUUGUUUUCUCUUGGACUUAUUUAAGUGCAGAUAAUUAUCUGAUAAUUAUUAUAUGCAACAAAGACGUAUCAUUUAAUAUGUUUUUUUAGAUUUGAUAUAGAUGAAAAAAGUAUAAGAAUGUAUAUUUGUAUGUAUAGAAAUUUAUUAAAAGAAUGUACAUUUGUGUGAAUAGGAAUAAUUUUGGGCUUUCGUUCGAUUCAA